AUGUACGCCCUGAUAUUAUACUGCCUAUUAGUGCUCGGGCAGCUGGCCGAGGCGGAAGUCAGGCCGAACCACUAUGAGCUCGUCACAGAUGGAAAUCCGCAGCAAGUAUUCUGGGAAGUCGGCACCCCCAAUGGAACCGAGGAGCUGUGGCCGGUGCCAAUUCGAAAGCUGCCCAGCUGCUCGAGACUGUUUGUCGGAAAGCUCAUCUAUGCCUCUACGCCGAAGUCGAAUUCCAGGCAGAUGAAGAAGAUUCUCUGCGAGAUCCUCCUUCGCAAGAAGGGCAAGAAAAUCACCAAACAAGUGGAAGACGCGCUCACCAGUGGACGCCAUUGGUGCCUCGAUACGGCAAGCCCGGCUAGACGUGGAUUGCUCCGAGGAUGGGACAACCCGCAAAACACCAAGAUUUUUGUGUGGCGGGACCCGGUUGAUAGAUUUGUGUCGAUGUAUGGACACGUGUGCGACAACCGGCAAAAACGGUGUGGGGCAGCCGGAGAAUCAAUUCACGUGGCUGCCAAGGCUUUCUACGAAUACCUUCAAUUUGGGAGGGCACCGGAAGGGGCGAAGACUCCCGAAUUCUUUGUGCAUCACAUUUCGCCGACUUCUUGGUCCUGCGGCAUCGGCGCGACACCCACAAAAAUUCAUCCUGUCGUCUACAACAAAGAUCCAGAAACCCUCAUCAAGCGCCUGAGAAAGCCGCUUGGGAAAACGGAAGCGCCGCGACAAUGGGUGGAAGCGGCCCUUAACCGGCUCCGAACUACAACGACGAACAAGCUGCGACUAGAGCCGGAUGGCCCGAUGAAAUAUGAUAACUGGAUCAGCGAGGUUAAAUCCAAUCGUACGACAAUGGCCUACGUCCUUGCCACCUACUACCACGACUAUCGACUCUGGAAAAUGCCGAUACCUUCGAUCGAUGGAAUC
Molecule: messenger RNA, 918 nt
Organism: Mesorhabditis spiculigera
Lineage: Eukaryota; Metazoa; Nematoda; Chromadorea; Rhabditida; Rhabditidae
Source: the annotation of a GenBank genome assembly